Molecule: messenger RNA, 1167 nt
Organism: Diplodia corticola
Lineage: Eukaryota; Fungi; Ascomycota; Dothideomycetes; Botryosphaeriales; Botryosphaeriaceae
Product: 1-acyl-sn-glycerol-3-phosphate acyltransferase
Exons: 2
Coding region: 1-1167 (388 amino acids)
Cellular component (GO): endomembrane system
Molecular function (GO): 1-acylglycerol-3-phosphate O-acyltransferase activity
Source: RefSeq, a predicted model, not a curated record
AUGCCACGCCGUGACGCCCCGAGGCUGCCUCAGCCACCGCGCAGCCAGCCCGCAGCCAGCCCGCCGCCUGCGCCCACGAACGACACCAUGGCCGUCGCCCCAGCUCUCGCGACCGCCCGCUUCGUCCACGCCGCCCAUGCCCUCCGCGGCGUCGCAGUGCUCGCGCCCUGGCUCGCCUACCUGCUGGGCGUCGACCUGCUGCUGUCGCUGCUGCUGCCGCUGAAGACCCUCGCCCCCACCCCCGUCUACAACCUCUCGUCCGUCCUCGCCGGCGGCGUGUGGGCCUGGAUCCAGAACAUCUUCACCCACGUCAACCAUGCCGACAUCGUGCUGAGCACCAGCUGCCCCGCCGGCCUGCCGCGCGGCGAGUCGGCUGUCGUCAUCGCCAACCACGUCGCCUGGGCCGACUUCUACAUGAUCCAGGAAGCCGCGCGCCGCACGGGCAUGCUGGGCCGGUGUCGCUGGUUUGCGAAACGCAGCCUGCGCUGGGUGCCGUUCCUGGGCUGGGGCCUGUGGGCCAUGGGCAUGCCCCUGGUCAGUCGCAGCUGGGCGACUGACCGCGCCGAGCUGGAGAGGGUCUUUCGAGGCAUUGUGUCCAACCGCUGGCCCGUCUGGCUCAUCGCCUACAGCGAAGGCACGCGCUUCACGCCCGCCCGCCACUCCGCCGCGGUCUCGUACCGCGCCACGACGGGCAAGCCCCCGCCGCCCUCGCCGUACCUGCUGGUGCCCCGCCCCCGCGGCUUCGUCGCCACGGUGACUGCGCUGCGCCGCGGCGGUGCCGACAUCGUCAACAGCAGAAGCAGCAGCAGCAACAGCCCCAACAACAUCACGCACAUCCCCGCCGUCCUCGACUUCACCAUCGCGUACGCCCGCCACGGGAAGUUCAUGGCCGCGCCGUCCUUUUGGGACACGGUCGCGCGGCCCGAUUUGGGGGAGGCCGGGUAUCGGUUCUAUGUCCACGUGAGGAGGUGGGAGAUGGCGGAGCUGCCGGAGGGGGAGGAGGCGUUGGCGGGGUGGUUGGAGGAGAGGUGGGUGGAGAAGGGGAGGAGGCUGGAGAGGCUGAGGGAAGUGCUUGAGGAGGGGGAGGGGGAUUCGGGGGACUGGGGGGAUUGGGGGGAGGUUCGGGAUGGGAGAUGGGAGGGGAAAGAGAAGGAGAAGGGCGAGUGA